Molecule: messenger RNA, 2244 nt
Organism: Drepanopeziza brunnea f. sp. 'multigermtubi' MB_m1
Lineage: Eukaryota; Fungi; Ascomycota; Leotiomycetes; Helotiales; Drepanopezizaceae
Biological process (GO): proteolysis
Cellular component (GO): cytosol
Molecular function (GO): metallopeptidase activity; zinc ion binding; epoxide hydrolase activity
Source: RefSeq, a predicted model, not a curated record
AUGACAUAUUGUUCGGGCAUAAGGGCUCAAACGGAAAGACUCGAGGAAAGGAACGCACCAUCGAUGUUACAAGAGGCUACCGAGCGUCUGUCGGUAGUCUGUUCCAGCUUGGGUCUUGGUCGUGCCAUUGGAUGCCUCUACCACGCUCCUGCAGCCGACCAGGUGCCAGGGAAGCCUCAAGGUAGAAAGGUCCUCAAGAUCCGGGCGGCGCAUGGGAGAGCUAGGCGACCGCUGGACAUGGACCGUGGAGCUCUGCCUCUCGACCAGGAGCAAUUCAAGUUCGGGUUCAUGAACCCAACCCUCUCAAACGUAGGCGUCCUCUCUGUCCUUCGAUCACGUUAUUCGGCCAUCAGAAACCUCAACCCAAACCCUCAGAUGACUCUCGUCCGCAAGAUGGUUACCACCACCAAGACUUGUCGAGACCCUACCACCGUCUCGAACUACAACUUCUGGCAGACCAAACACACCAUCGCCGACUUUGCUAUUGACUUCAAGAAGCAACGUCUCACGGGGACCGUGACGCUCACGUUGGAGUCUACCACCGAGAAGCAGUCUGAAGAGAUAAUCCUUGACUCCAGCUUCCUGGAUAUCUCAGAGAUCCGCCUUUGUGGCAUCAAGACGAAAGACUGGGAAGUUGCUAGGAGAUCGGAGCCAUAUGGCAGUCCCCUCCGUAUCAAGGUCCACGGUGGUGCGGCUCGGGGGACUACGCUCGACGUUGCCAUCACUCUCGCCACGACCGACAAAUGCACGUCUCUCCAGUGGCUCCCUCCCGCUCAGACCAGCAACAAGAAAUUCCCGUACAUGUUCUCUCAAAGUCAGGCUAUCCACAACCGAUCCAUCUUCCCGUGUCAAGAUACGCCCGAUGUGAAGAGCACGUAUGACUUCAAGAUCCGCUCGCCUCUUCCUGUUAUUGCCAGUGGUCUGUCUACUGGUGCUUCGGCCUUCCAGCAUGGAGAGGAUGGUGAGAAGGGAACGCUGCUGUAUACGUUCCACCAGGAGAUUCCUAUGCCAUCCUACCUCUUUGCUAUUGCCUCUGGAGACAUUGCAACAGCUGCAAUUGGCCCUCGUUCCCUCGUCUCCACAGGCCCAGAAGAGCUCCAAAGUGCCAAGUGGGAGCUGGAAGAGGACAUUGAAAAGUAUAUUGAAUUUGCCGAGAAGAUCGUCUUCCCAUAUAAGUGGACCCAGUACAACGUUCUGGUGCUCCCGCCCAGCUUCCCGUACGGUGGGAUGGAGAACCCGAUUUUCACGUUUGCUACCCCCACGAUCAUCAGUGGUGAUCGGGAGAACAUCGAUGUCGUUGCGCAUGAGCUUGCUCAUUCGUGGAGUGGAAACCUGGUUUCGAAUGCCAGUUGGGAGCAUAUGUGGUUAAAUGAAGGAUGGACCGUCUACCUUGAACGCCGAAUCUUGGCUGCUGUUCAUGGAGAGCCUCAUCGAGACUUCUCCGCCAUCAUUGGAUGGAAGGCUCUAGAGGACUCGGUCAACAACUUUGGUGCCGAUCACGAAUUCACCAAGCUCGUGAUCGAUCUUCGCGGUAAGGACCCUGAUGACUCGUUCAGCAGCAUCCCAUACGAGAAGGGUUUCCACUUCCUUUACUAUCUCGAGAAACUCGUCGGCAAGCCUAAAUUCGACACCUUCAUCCCCCAUUACUUCAAGAAAUGGUCCGGCAAGUCCCUCGACUCGAAGGAGUUCAAGGAUACCCUCCUCGAAUUCUUCGCUUCCGACAAGAAGGCCUCAGAAGAUCUCGAGAAAGUUGAUUGGCAGAAGUGGUUCCACGCUCCUGGUCUCCCACCGAAGCCCAAUUUUGACACCUCUAUGGUUGAUGGCGUAUACAAGCUAGCCGACAAAUGGACGGACCCUGAUUACCAGCCCAGCCCGGAUGACAUCAAAGACCUAAGCGCCAACCAAAUCGUUGUCUUCCUCGAGAAAGUCCAGUUCUUUGAGAAGCCUCUGUCGCCCGCUCAAUCCCAAGCCAUGGGUAAGGAGUACAAGCUUGCCACAUCACGCAAUGUCGAGCUCAGCAUGCGAUACUUCAGCAUCGGUCUGACAGCUAAGGACGAAACUGUGUACCCGCUCACAGCGAAACUUCUGGGCGAGGUUGGACGCAUGAAGUUCGUCAGACCGCUGUUCAGGGGGCUGAAUAAGGUUGAUCGGAAGUUGGCGCUGGAGACGUUCGAGAAGAAUAAGGACUUUUACCAUCCGAUAUGUAGGCAGAUGGUGGAGAAGGAUCUGAAGCUUGGAGCGUGA